Labrus mixtus (cuckoo wrasse) is the source of this 530-nucleotide messenger RNA. RefSeq names its product kelch-like protein 29. The record is from RefSeq and is a predicted model, not a curated record. Gene Ontology annotation, molecular function: protein binding. Lineage: Eukaryota; Metazoa; Chordata; Actinopteri; Labriformes; Labridae. The transcript has 3 exons. Bases 1 to 423 code for a protein of 140 amino acids.
AUGGCUAAUAAACUGGCCUCAUACAGCUCCUCAGCUGCAGACAAUCAGGACGGUCCUAAUGGGCUGAAAAAUCUGUUGACAGCCCGAAUGGGAAUGCACAAGUUCGGCAACGUGGGACAUCCUAAGGAUAAUGAUCAGGAGUUGAAGUUCACAGACCUGAAAAUAAUAGUUGAAGGCAAAGAGUUUGAAGUCCACCAAAAUGUUCUAGCUUCCUGCAGCUUGUAUUUCAAGGACCUGGUGAAAAGGUUGUUGGGGGAGACUAGAAAUGGCGAGGUGCUGGAGCUGACCAUGAGCAACAUCAGCGCCGGCAUUCUGGAGAUGCUGCUCGAGUUGGUCACUGCAAAGACUCUGCUGGAGGCCGCCAAGAAGUUCCAAUUCAACACCUUAAGUGUGCGUCUCCCUCCUCAACCCUCCAAGGAAUAGGAGCAGCUCAGAGCACAGGAGUGUGUGUGUCAUAUUUGCUUAGAACAGUCUACACUAGUACUUCUCACAUCAGAUAUUACGAGGACCUUUCUAUACAUAUGCAUAUC